Molecule: messenger RNA, 1926 nt
Organism: Theobroma umbraticum
Lineage: Eukaryota; Viridiplantae; Streptophyta; Magnoliopsida; Malvales; Malvaceae
Product: Transducin/WD40 repeat-like superfamily protein
Molecular function (GO): protein binding
Source: RefSeq, a predicted model, not a curated record
UCGAAGGAAUAUUGGGAUUUUGUAUAUGAGAGCCCUUUUUUUUGAUGUCGAUUGAAAUAAUUACGAAGUAUUUAUAUAUAUAUAUAUAUAUUUAUUUAUUUCUUAAAAAGAAGCAAUUCUGAUGCUGAUAUUUUCAUCUCCAGAUCGGAGGAGAGGACCAGCUUCCCUACAAUCUCUUGUUUUUUAAAAAGAGAAUAUGUCCCACUACCACGAAGAUUAUGCUGGAUACAUGGCAGAUGAGUAUGACAUGGAAGACAUAGAUGAUGACAUGGAUGAAGAGUCUCGUGGCAGAUAUAUGUCUGGCUCGGACUCUGAUCUUGAUGAAUAUGACUACUUGAAUAAUAAAAUAUCUGAUACUUCUGCUUCUCAAGCUAGAAGAGGAAAAGACAUCCAGGGAAUUCCUUGGGAUCGGCUUAGCAUCACUAGGGAAAAAUACAGGCAAACUAGGCUAGAACAGUACAAGAACUAUGAGAAUAUCCCUCACUCUGGAGAAGGGUCAGGAAAGGAUUGCAAAAUUUCCCAGAAGGGUGCCUCAUAUUAUGACUUCAGACUUAAUUCAAGAUCUGUAAAAUCAACAAUACUUCAUUUUCAGUUGAGGAACUUGGUAUGGGCUACAUCAAAACAUGAUGUUUAUCUUAUGUCACAUUUUUCUGUUAUGCAUUGGUCUUCAUUGACACAUCGCAAGCGUGAAAUUCUUAAUGUUUCUGGGCACGUGGCACCAUCUGAGAAACAUCCUGGAAGUCUGAUGGAAGGUUUUACACAAACUCAAGUCAGUACUCUCGCUGUAAAAGAUAACCUGCUAGUUGCUGGAGGGUUCCAGGGUGAGCUAAUAUGCAAGCAUUUAGAUCGACCUGGAAUAAGCUUUUGUUCCAGGACAACUUAUGAUGACAAUGCCAUUACAAAUGCUGUUGAGAUUUAUGUCACUCCAAGUGGUGCAGUUCACUUUACGGCCUCAAAUAAUGACUGUGGAGUCAGAGAUUUUGAUAUGGAAAAAUAUCAGCUGUCUAAGUAUUUUCAUUUUCUUUGGCCAGUUAAUCAUACUUCUCUGGGUCCUGAUGGGAAACUUUUAAUAAUAGUUGGAGACAACCCUGAUGGUAUGUUAGUGGACUCUAGCACGGGGAAGACUGUUAUGCCCUUGUGUGGACACUUGGACUUCUCAUUUGCAUCAGCAUGGCACCCUAAUGGUGUCACUUUUGCUACUGGGAACCAAGACAAAACUUGCCGAAUUUGGGAUGUUCGGAACUUGUCCAGGUCGGUUGCUGUUCUUAAGGGAAACCUUGGAGCAAUACGGUCCAUUCGCUACACAUCUGAUGGUAAGUACAUGGCAAUGGCUGAGCCUGCUGACUUUGUGCAUGUGUAUGAUGUGAAAAGUGGGUAUGAGAAUGAGCAAGAAAUCGAUUUCUUUGGGGAGAUAUCUGGCCUAUCCUUUAGUCCUGACACAGAGUCUCUCUUUAUCGGUGUAUGGGAUCGUACAUACGGUAGUCUUCUUGAGUAUGGUCGUUGGAGGAACUACUCAUACCUUGAUUCCCUAAUUUGAGUUGAUUAUGCUGUAUGCAAAAUAAGCAUGGUGUUGUGGCUGUUGUUGAUGGUAUUUGACGAAUGUAAUAACAUUCUAAGCUGUAGAAGUUGUAGAUGUAAAUGUAAGAUGUAUUCUGUAAUUGUAGGUUAUUUCUGUUCAGUUAGAUUUUUAUUUUCUGCAAAACGUGUGGGGGUCAUUCAGCAGAAGAUGCUAAUGGGAGGGGGAUGUACAGAAGGCUAGAAAGGCCCGUUCAUGUGAAGAGGAAGAAUGAAAAGAGUAGUAUGGUUUCCUUGGGAGCUAGACAAUUUUAUGAGUGGUUUGCGGCCUGUCUUUUCUCCCCUCACUUCUUUCUUCUUACUCUCUUUUUAAAUAUGAUUAAGGAUUCAAAUGAGGAUGAUUGUGGUUAA